This is a messenger RNA of Scomber japonicus (chub mackerel), 1930 nucleotides long. RefSeq names its product synaptophysin-like 2b (gene sypl2b). Gene Ontology annotation, cellular component: synaptic vesicle; synaptic vesicle membrane. The record is from RefSeq and is a predicted model, not a curated record. Lineage: Eukaryota; Metazoa; Chordata; Actinopteri; Scombriformes; Scombridae. The transcript has 6 exons. The coding region runs from base 131 to 865 and encodes 244 amino acids.
UCACCUACUACGACUCACUGGUUGAAGUUGGAGAAAAGUUUGACAAGCCCGGAGAUCAUAAAAGAAGAGAUACUGACCCACAGAGGAGACACGUAAUCGAUACUAAAGGUGUUUUCCUACUCCAAAAACGAUGAACUCCAUUGGCCAGAAAGUGCUGGCGUCUGGAUUUAAUCUUGACUUGGGGCCACUGAAAGAGCCUUUGGCUUUUAUCCGUUUGCUAGAAUGGGUGUUCUCCAUAUUUGCUUUUGCUACGACUUCAGGUUACAGCGGCACGAGCAGUGUCAACAUCCAGUGUGCUGGGGCGGCCAGUAAGGAAAUACAUGCAAACUUCAACUACCCGUUCAGGUUGACGCAGCAUCCUUAUGAUGUUCCUAACUGUAUAGUUAAUCAAACUACCACCACUCAUUACUACCUGACUGGAGACCACACAUCCUCGGCACAGUUUUACGUUUGCAUCGGAGUGUUUGCCUUUCUCUACAGCACUGCCACACUGGUCCUCUAUUUGGGCUACCAGCACUUGUACAGGGAAUCAAGUCGUGGCCCCACUGUGGACCUGCUGGUGACUGCAGCCUUCGCAUUUAUGUGGCUGGCAUCAUCCUCUGCUUGGGCUAAAGGCCUCUCCGAUGUGAAGUGGGCCACCAGUCCUGCAACCCUUGUGUCUCUUAUUACUGUUUGCACGGAUCCCAAGAACAAGUGCACGGCAGGUGCUAUUCCUCACAUGGGCCGAUUAAACGCCUCAGUGAUUUUUGGUUUUCUUAACCUCAUCCUGUGGGGUGGAAACUGCUGGUUCAUCUACAAGGAAACACCUUUCCACCAAACAGCCAGCCCGCCUGCUGACACCGAGGGGGGAGUCAGGCCAUCGUAACUGCCCAGCUUCCUCAUUUCUUAACUGUCUAACAUGUAGUGUUGUUAAAUGAGUUCUUUUGGUACUAAUUGUUCAAUUGCUGUAGAUUAUUUUUAAAUGUCGGACUAUUAUUUCAAAUUCAUUUUGAAAGGUACUAAAACGUGAGUUGUUCAGACUGAAACCAGGACAGGAAAGUACCGCAGGUGUGUACUGUUUAGCUUUGUUAGUUAUACACCAUAAUCGGUCUCCAUGUUAACUGCCAUCAUUCAAAAACUCAGGGCUAUUAAGAGUACAAAUAACAAAAUACAUAAUUAAUAUGAAAUACUUGAAGUGCAUUUGUUAUUAUCACAAAUUUAGACUUAUACAAAAUAAAAAUGCAGUCCAAUCCAAAAAAUGUAGUUAUCAGAAAUUUGAGUUAAAAUGAAAUAAUAUUAAACGGUACUUAAUUUGGAAAAAUAAUUCAGUUGCCAAUAUGAGAUUAACUGUAAAGCAAUUUUUCUUUUGUUUGUUUUCAUUGCUAUGUUGCACCUCAUCAUCUCAUUAUGUUAGGCUAAUCUCGCUAUUUUAGCACAACAGCAGAAUAUUUUGUUAUAGGCGUUUGCUGUAUUUGUUUGGAGCAUGCUAUUACUAUUACUUAUUUGGUAUUAUUUGCAGAUGUUUUUGAAAGUAUGACAUCUUUUAUCUUUGUCCUGCAUGUUUAUAAUGUUCAAAUCAAGGAAUUAAUGGGACAGUUGGCCAUCAAGGUCCUGUAACAUUUCAAUACCAAUGUACAAUCAACUUAUAACUUUAGAUAGUUGUUGUUUUCUAUUGUUGUUUUCAUUUUUAUUUGUCUGAUAACUAACCUAUUGUUAAUUAACUGCAUUAAUUAGCUUUAUCUUGGCUUCUACCUCCACGUAGUUAUAAGGGAAGGCAAGCUAUUUGUUUCUCUAUUAUUGCAAUGAUAAUGAUUUCUUACUUUGAUGAAAGCCUUUCUUGAUUCUCUACUUCACCUCUGUGUUGAUAAAGGUGUCGCAUGUAUGAAACUGCAGUAUUGGAGGAUACUGUGUGGACAUGAAAUGCCAUGUGUCAUUAAAAACAAGAUCUGGA